Messenger RNA from Crotalus tigris (Tiger rattlesnake), 2780 nucleotides. It is a transcript of the gene SLC5A5, whose product is annotated as solute carrier family 5 member 5. The transcript is spliced from 16 exons. Lineage: Eukaryota; Metazoa; Chordata; Lepidosauria; Squamata; Viperidae. Bases 215 to 2134 code for a protein of 639 amino acids. Gene Ontology annotation, molecular function: symporter activity. Gene Ontology annotation, cellular component: membrane. The record is from RefSeq and is a predicted model, not a curated record. Gene Ontology annotation, biological process: iodide transmembrane transport; sodium ion transport.
CGUCCUCAGCCUCCCGUCCGGCGCCCGGCUCGCAGCUCCCGGCUUCUGCCCUCGGGGGGCUCAGAGGGCUCUUGCCUGCUCGCCCGGCCGGCCUCCCCCCCCUCGCCCCUCCGUCGGUUCAGGCGAGGCUGCCCUCUGCUCCAGCCGGUCCCGUCCCGCUGUCCCGCCGCUGCCCACCGCCCGCCGCCCGCCGUCCCUCGGGGAGAGGCAGAGGAUGGGCGCCGCAGGCGAGCUGGCCGCUUUCCAGCAGGCGCCGCGGGGCUUCGGCCUCUGGGACUACGGCGUCUUCAGCCUGAUGCUGCUGGUCUCCACGGGCAUCGGCCUCUUCCAGGCGCUGUGCCGGGGCGGCCAGAAGACCCCCGAGGACUUCUUCACGGGCAGCCGGAAAAUGUCGGCGCUGCCGGUGGGCCUGUCGCUCUCGGCCAGCUUCAUGUCGGCCAUCCAGGUGCUGGGCGUCCCGGCCGAGGCCUACCGCUACGGCAUGAAGUUCCUCUGGAUGUGCCUGGGCCAGCUGCUCAACUCGCUGCUCACCGCCGGCCUCUUCCUGCCCGUCUUCUACCGCCUGGGGGUCACCAGCACCUACGAGUACCUGGAGCUGCGGUUUUCCAGGAAAGUCCGGCUGUGUGGCACAGUCCAGUACAUCAUUGCCACGGUGCUGUACACGGGAAUCGUCAUCUACGCCCCGGCCUUGAUCCUCAACCAAGUGACUGGUCUGGACAUCUGGGCUUCGCUUCUCUCCACGGGCACCAUCUGCACUUUCUACACCACCAUUGGGGGCAUGAAAGCGGUCAUCUGGACGGACGUCUUCCAGGUCUUGGUGAUGCUGUCCGGCUUUGUGGCCAUCUUGAUCCAGGGGACGCUGCUGGUCGGGGGGCCGGGGCAGGUCCUCUCCACCGCCCACAACCACUCCAGGGUCAACCUGGGAGAUUUCAGCAUGGACCCCCGCAGCCGCUACACCUUUUGGACCUUCCUCUUCGGGGGCACGCUGGUCUGGCUCUCCAUGUACGGGGUCAACCAGGCCCAGGUCCAGCGUUACGUGGCCUGCAAGACGGAGAAGGAGGCCAAACUGGCCCUCCUCAUCAACCAAGUGGGGCUCUUCGUCAUUGUCUCCAGCGCAGUGGGCUGUGGCAUUGUGAUGUUUGCGCUCUACAAGGACUGCGACCCACUCUUGGCCGGAUACAUCUCGGCGCCUGACCAGUACAUGCCCUACAUGGUGCUGCACAUCUUUGAGAGCUGCCCGGGGGUGCCCGGCCUCUUCCUGGCCUGCGCAUACAGUGGCACUUUGAGCACGGCCUCCACCAGCAUCAAUGCCAUGGCGGCCGUCACCGUGGAGGACCUGAUCAAACCAAACAUGCCCAGCCUGACGCCACGGAAACUCGCCCUGGUCUCCAAGGGGCUCUCAUUGAUCUACGGCACAGCCUGCAUCACAGUGGCGGCUCUUUCAUCCUUGCUCGGAGGGGGCGUGCUGCAGGGCUCCUUCACGGUCAUGGGGGUGAUCAGUGGGCCCCUUCUGGGCGCCUUCGUCCUGGGCAUGUUCUUUCCAACCUGCAACACUCUGGGGGUUUUCUCCGGCCUUGGCGUCGGCUUCCUCCUCUCCUUCUGGGUCGCGGUGGGGGGCACCCUCUACCCGCCCAGCGCCAGCACCAUGGGCGUCCUGCCCUCCUACGCAGACUUCUGCCCGCUUUACAACGUCUCCCAGGGCACCAACAGCACCCUGCUCUACGGGCCGCUGCCCCCCCGCCCCCCCUUGGAGCAGCCAGAGAGGCCGGGCAUUGCGGACGAAUUCUAUGCCAUCUCCUACCUCUACUACGGCGCCGUGGGGACCCUCAGCACGGUGGCUGUGGGGCUGCUGGCCAGUGGCCUGAGAGGCUCCCCUGUCGAGGACAGCAAACGGCCAUCCGUGUUGUGGUGGGAUGUCAUGAAGAGGCCAUUGGAUACGACCCCCGAGGACGCUGCUGAUCCCCAGAAGAAGGCGCCAGACUCGGCCUCCCUGGAUCUCGGCUUCGAGGCGGAAAAGAAGACCCUGCUGGCCAAGAAGGAGCUGAGCCUGGCCACAGGCUCUGCGGAGUCCAUCUGUGCCUGCCACACUCUUGACCACGGCUGCUUUCACCUCCUCCGAGAGACCUGCGUCUAGGGCCAGAGGGUGGGGUGGGGGGGCAGAGCAAAGACUGCCUCAAACAUCAGGCUGGCUCUGUCUGACCACGCCUGCAGGGGUCCUCAACCUUGGCCACUUUAAGAUUUGUGGACUUCAACUCCCAGAAUUCCUCAGCUCACCUCUGCUCCAUGGGAUGAAUGCAGAGACCCCCUCCCCAAGCAGGCGGACAUCUUCCUCAGCCAGGGCUGUUUCUCACCCAAAUCUGCCUUACGCCAGCAAUUCCUGAAAGGCCAUUUCCAAAUGGACAUAGGUGUGAGUGUGUUUGCAUGCAAAACACACCUGCAGCGAAGAAGGAGAAAGCCCCUCUUCAACCCAGCCAUGCCCUCUGCAGAAGAUGUGGGGACGCCAGUUGGAAACACCCCCUCCCCAAAGGGGGGAGCUGGGGCUGAAAGGGCUUUUAGAGGAAACCACCUGCUUCAUGGAAGGGGCACUUGUGAUGUUUACAGAAAUGUUUGGCAAAUGUGUCCAGGUGAUGGCUAUAAAGACCAAACUUGGCAAGCUCCAUCAGCCAGGUUUCCUCCUUCCAAUCACACAUACAACACAACACGCACACACACAGCUUUGUGUGUGUGUGGGGGGAGCCAGUAGAAAGUGCAAUAAAUUAUAGACAUCAUUUUUAAACAAA